Heterostelium album PN500 is the source of this 1500-nucleotide messenger RNA. RefSeq lists its product as uncharacterized. The transcript has a single exon. The coding region runs from base 1 to 1500 and encodes 499 amino acids. The record is from RefSeq and is a predicted model, not a curated record. Lineage: Eukaryota; Evosea; Eumycetozoa; Acytosteliales; Acytosteliaceae.
AUGGAGACUCCAACAAAUAAUAAUAAUACAAUUCAAUUACCUUUAAUUAUUUAUAAAGCACUCAUUCAAUAUAUAUGGAUUGAUAAUAUAAAGAAUAAAGAGAAAGAAGCUUUGGCAUUGGUGUGCAAACAGUGGUUUGAAAUCAUUGGUCGUCACACAAGUAGAAACAAUGGUAUUGUCUACGAGUACUAUUUAAAUGAUUAUCGACAGACUUUUCAAGAUGAAUUGAUUAGUCACCAUUCGUUACUGACUGAAAUCUACAGGCUGAACGUCAGACUUUUACCCUCUUCCUCUAGAUAUUACCGACUAUCUGGUCAACAAAGUGUAACAUUGCCAGUGAGUCAAGAAGUCUUUGACACACAAUGCUUUUCAAAGUUGAAACUACUGGUGCUUAGCCCGAGUACUCUCAACUCUGUUUUGUUUCCGAAAUUUGUUGAGCGAGUCUUUGCCAUCCAAUCGAAACAAAGAAAACAUUGUUUAAAUAAACUGUUGAUACAAGCCACCGAACAAAUAUCCGAACAGUCGCUCCAAUCGCUGAAUCCACUACUUCCUUUCAUCUCGAAACUUACUGUCAUUGCUACUUGGCAUAGUGCUGCCGAUCCCUAUGAACACCACGGUGGACUUGUCACUUUUAUCCAAUCGCUCUGUGACCUCAAGCUUCGUAAACUCUCCAUCGAUCUGCAUCCAGUGUUGAUGCAACGAUUGUUCUCCGAUUCAACCAAGCUACCGAGAGUAGACAGCCUGAAUAUCGAAACCAAGUUUACCAAAGAAAGUGAAAUUCCAUGGAGUUUCUUGAACAACUUGGACAUAUUAAGAAACUUUUCAUGUGCUUUACCAUUGGCUAGUCAAGAGUUUCUCCAAUUCCUGAUAUCGAACAAAACCAUCGCUAAUCUGUACUCUGCUCUACCAACAACAGAUCUAGUCUAUAAGAGAAUCCACAAGCAGUCCUCCGUUACCGAUCUUACAUUGAAGCUGUUAACACAAAACAUGUUGAUUGCCAAUUGUAAUAAUAUAUUCCUCGAGAAGUUUGUCUUACCAAGCCAGUUGAAGAGUUUGACAUUGCUUCACGAACAAAACGAAUGCUCCACAGUAUUCUCAAAGAUAAUGACUGCUUUGGAAUCACAUGACGAGUUGACAUCGUUAAGUAUAGCAAAGACAAGCCAGCUUAUGGAUAUAAAAGAACUUGGAUUCAUGUUGGCACUAAACAGAUCGGUGAAGCAUCUAACAGUGACAAACAACUAUGGUGACACUCCUCUUGAAAUGGAGAAUAUCAUGCUCGGUCUCACAAAGAAUACGACCCUCCAAACUCUGACACUCUAUGUCAACCUAAACAAAGAGAUAUUCCAACGUCUAUUUGAAAUGCUCGAAAUCAAUUCGACCAUUCACAAGGUCAUAUGCAAUCGUAAAUCAAUAGCACAAAAGCAUAAAUUCACACCAAAACUGCAAUCUCUUUUUGAAAUCAAUUUGGAUUCUUCACUUUUAACAUUUGUAAGAAAAUAA